Austrofundulus limnaeus is the source of this 1051-nucleotide messenger RNA. Its product is annotated as myc box-dependent-interacting protein 1. The coding region runs from base 82 to 933 and encodes 283 amino acids. Gene Ontology annotation, molecular function: phospholipid binding; tau protein binding. Lineage: Eukaryota; Metazoa; Chordata; Actinopteri; Cyprinodontiformes; Rivulidae. The record is from RefSeq and is a predicted model, not a curated record. The transcript is spliced from 10 exons. Gene Ontology annotation, cellular component: cytoplasm; synaptic vesicle; plasma membrane.
CGGAGCGGUUUUGCGCACUGAAGAGGUUCUGCCUCAGACACGGUUCUCCCUCUGCCGGGUCCUGACUCCACGCAGAGCGACAUGGCCGAGAUGGGGAAAGGGGUCACAGCUGGGAAACUGGCCCUGAACGUCCAGAAGAGACUCAGCAGAGCCCAGGAGAAGGUCCUGCAGAAACUGGGUAAAGCUGAUGAGACUCGGGAUGCUGCGUUCGAGGAGCUGGUGACCAACUUCAACAAGCAGAUGACCGAAGGCACCAAACUGCAGAAGGACUUGAAGACCUACCUGUCUGCGGUGAAAAUGAUGCACGAUGCAUCGCGGCGCCUGCAGGACUGCUUGGCCGACAUGUAUGAACCCGACUGGUUUGGAAAGGAGGAAAUGGACACACUGACUGAGGUGAGACAAGAGAUGAUAGAGAAGGAGUUGGACUUUAACCUGGAGUUGUCCUCCCUCCUGUCUUCUUGUCCUGUCCUCCUCCCUCCUGUCUUCUUGUCCUGUCCUCCUCCCUCCUGUCUUCUUGUCCUGUCCUCCUCCCUCCUGUCUUCUUGUCCUCCUCCCUGCAUGGUGUGUGGUCAGCCGGCAGUUCUGUUGGAGAUGGCGGCUCCCAGCUGGGCUCAGGGUUUGAUUUCAGCCCACCAGGUGGCUCAGACUAACCUGUCCUACAACCAGGCAGAGGAGGAGCUGGGCCGGGCUCAGAAAAUCUUUGAGGAGCUGAACGUGGAGCUACAGGAUGAGCUCCCGUCUCUGUGGGACAGUCGUGUUGGCGUUUAUGUUAGCACAUUCCAGAGCCUGGCAGGUCAUCAGGAGAAGUUCCACAGAGAAAUGAGCAAACUCAGCCAAAACCUGAACGACAUCAUGACCAAAAUGGAGGAGCAACGACAGCUGAAAAACGAUGCUACUGCAGCGUCAAAGAAAGGAGAUGGUGCAAAAAGGUAAAAUAUGCUGCAUGGGAUGGUUUGUGGACUUCAUCUACUGAAGUUAGUUAGUUUGGUUGUAUAUGAACUCAUUUCAUGAGUUACAACUAAUUGUCUGAACACAAAUUUUAAAUACCACG